GGCGGCGGCGAAGGCGGUAGCUGAGUCUGAGGCGUUGGCAGGGGCGACUCCGCACGCGGUGGGCUCGGGGUCAGAGAAACAUGGCAGCAAGGCGAAUUGCGCAGGAGACUUUUGAUGCUGUGUUACAAGAAAAAGCUAACCGAUAUCACAUGGACCCCAGUGGUGAAGCUGUAGGUGAAGCUUUACAAUUUAAAGCUCAAGAUCUUAUAAGGACAUUGCCAAGAGUCAGAGCAGAUAUGUAUGAUGACAUUCACAGUGAAGGCAGAUACACUCUGAGCGGAUCUAUAGCUCACUCUCGAGAUGCUGGGAGAGGUGAUGUGUUUCCAGGGCCUUCCUUCAGAUCAAGCAACCCUUCUGUAAACGAAGACAACUACUUUCGCAAAGAAUGUGGCCGGGAUCUGGAAUUUUCCCAUGCUGAUUCCCGAGAACAGGUCUUUGGCCACCGGAAAUUGGGACAUUUUCGUUCUCCAGACUGGAAAUUUACACUCCGUGGCUCUUGGGAACAAGACUUUGGCCACCCAGUUUCUCAAGAAUCGACUUGGUCACAGGAGUAUAAUUUUGGUCCUUCUGCACUACUGGGAGACUUUGGGUCCUCCAGGCUGAUGGAGAAAGAGUGUUUGGAGAAAGAGAGUCGGGAUUACAACGUGGACCGUCCAGGGGAGGCAGACUCUGUGCUGAGGGGCAGUGGCCAAGUCCAGGGCAGAGGUCGAGGUCUAAACAUCGUUGAUCAGGAGGGUGUCCUCCUAGGAAAGGGGGAGUCUCAAGGCCUGCUCACACCUAAAGGGAGUGUUGGGAAACUUGUCACGCUGAGAAGUGUGAGCACAAAAAAAGUACCUACUAUAAAUCGUAGUACUCCCAAAACUCAGGUCACUAACCAAAUCCAGAAAACCACCCCAAGUUCUGAUGUGACCCUAGGUACAAACCCAGGGAUGGAAGAUAUCCAAUUCCCCCCUCAGAAGAUCCCUCUGGGGCUCAACCUGAAGGACAUUCGUCUCCCAAGAAGAAAGAUGAGUUUUGACCUCAUGGAUAAAUCUGAUGUUUUUUCAAGAUUUGGGAUAGAAAUAAUCAAAUGGGCAGGGUUCCACACCAUAAAAGAUGAUGUUAAAUUUUCCCAGCUUUUCCAGACUCUCUUUGAACUUGAAACUGAAACCUGUGCUAAAAUGCUUGCCUCAUUUAAAUGCUCCUUAAAACCAGAGCACAGAGAUUUUUGCUUUUUUACUAUCAAAUUUUUAAAGCACUCUGCUUUGAAAACACCCAGAGUUGAUAACGAAUUUUUAAACAUGCUUUUAGACAAAGGUGCUGUGAAGACCAAAAAUUGCUUUUUUGAAAUCAUAAAGCCCUUUGACAAGUACAUAAUGAGGCUUCAAGACCGACUUCUAAAGAGUGUCACACCCCUGCUCAUGGCCUGCAAUGCCUACGAGCUGAGUGUCAAAAUGAAGACCCUUAGUAACCCCCUGGACUUGGCUGUUGCCCUGGAGACCACCAAUUCUCUCUGCCGGAAGUCUUUGGCCCUUUUGGGACAGACAUUCUCCUUGGCCUCCUCUUUCCGGCAAGAGAAAAUUUUAGAAGCUGUCGGCCUCCAAGAUAUAGCUCCCUCUCCUGCUGCAUUUCCAAAUUUUGAGGAUUCCACUCUGUUUGGGAGAGAGUACAUAGAUCACCUGAAGGCCUGGCUGGUCAGCAGUGGGUGUCCACUCCAGGUUAAGAAAGCUGAACCUGAGCCAACUCAAGAUGAGAAAACGGUUCCUCCCGCCAAACUUGAAAUUCAGGCCAAGGCUCUCAGUGGUCUAACUGAUGCCGUCCCCCAGCGAGCAGGUCACAAGGUGGUGGACACCAUCGAUCAGCUAGUCACACGUGUCGUUGGAGGCAGCUUGUCUCCUAAAGAGAGAGCUCUUCUCAAGGAGGACCCUGCUUACUGGUUUUUGUCUGAUGACAGUAGUCUGGAAUAUAAAUAUUACAAGCUGAAGCUGGCAGAAGCACAGCGGAUAAGCCAGACCUCACCAGGAGUGGGUCAGAAGCCAAUGGCUGCAGAGUGUGCAGUCCGGGCCAUGCUUUAUGCCCGGGCGGUCCACAGCCUCAAGAAGAGGCUUCUUCCAGGGCAGCGGCGGGGGCUGCUCCGAGCUCAAGGGCUCCAGGGUUGGAAGGUGAGGAGAGCAACCACCGGGACCCAGACCCUCCUCUCCUCGGGCACCAGGCUGAAACACCACACCCAGCAAGCUCCAGGCUCCUUGCAGGGAAAGCCACCCCAGCCAGAUGGAAAUGAUGCUGCCAAGGACUGCCCACCAGACCCAACCAGGCGCUCUCCUCUGGACCUCAGCUCAGAAGCUGCGGGCCCAUCCCCCAAGCCAGCAGGAAUGGACAUAUCUGAAGCCCCUCAGAGCUCCUCUCCCUGCUUGUCUGUUGACGUUGACAUGAAGACCAUGGAGACUGCAGAGAAACUGGCCAAGUUUGUUGCUCAGGUGGGACCAGAGAUCGAACAAUUCAGCAUAGAAAACAGCACCGACAACCCUGACCUGUGGUUUCUACAUGACCAAAAUAGCUCGGCUUUUAAAUUCUAUCGAAAGAGGGUAUUUGAACUAUGCCCAUCUAUUUGUUUUACAUCACCUCCACUGAACCUCCAUGCCACUGAGAGCUCCCUAGAGCCCAUGGAAGGGGAAGGAGAGUUUUCAAAUGAGCCUCCUCACCAGCAGGUUGAGCUGGAGAGCCUACAGGUGAUGCCUGAGGAGGAGGAGGAUGAUGGGAUUGAGGAGGAGGAGGAUGAGGAGGCCCUCACUCCUGGAGGGCCCUCCAGGGCUGCAGGAACAGCUGCCAAGUCCGAGGUCUUCGAGGACAGCCCCACAGCUGAUGGCCUUCCAAGUGAGGCAGCUGAAGACAGCCCAGCUGGCACACCUGCCCUAUCACAGACCUGCUUUCCCCGGAAGAGGGUCAGCAGCAAGUCGUUGAAGGUUGGCAUGAUUCCAGCUCCCAAGAGGCUGUGUCUCAUCCAAGAGCCCAAAGUUCAUGAACCAGUUCGCAUUGCCUACGACAGGCCUCGGGGUCGCCCCAUGUCCAAAAAGAAGAAACCCAAGGACUUUGACUUCGCCCAGCAAAAACUGACUGACAAGAACCUGGGGUUCCAGAUGCUGCAGAAGAUGGGCUGGAAGGAAGGCCAUGGCCUGGGCUCCUGUGGGAAGGGCAUCAGGGAGCCCGUUGGCAUGGGUACGGCCUCCGAAGGGGAGGGGUUGGGCGCUGACGGGCAGGAGCACAAGGAAGACACGUUUGACAUCUUCCGUCAGAGGAUGAUGCAGAUGUACAGACACAAACGGGCCAACAAAUAGAUGAAAACCACUGGUGAGAAAGAUAAGCCUUGAAGCAACAAUUACUCUAAAAACGCCACCUCUGCCCCGGAUCCACCCUGGAACCAGAGCCCAAGUCAGUUCGGUGUGUACAUGAAAAACAAAUGUCUCUGCAGUUUUUGGUGCAGAGGUUAUGCUGGCUUUUCUUUUUCUUAAAGAAAAAAGAAUGCACCGUUUUCAGUCUGCUUUUGCCUUUCCUCCUCUUCCAAGUGCUUUGGGCAACAAGUCCCCUCUGAGUCUUUCCUGGUUCCCUCAGAAGAUAGUGCCACCCUGGCAUUUUGCUCUCCAGAAGUGUUCAGUUGGCAAACUUGAUGCUGAAAUGAUUACCAAUUGUGUCUUCUCAUUGUUUCCAGAAUUUAAAUGGAUGUAAUCUGUACUCUGGCUCCACAGCCUGCCGGUGGGAGCACUGAAGCUGUGAACAAGUGGAGAUACUUGAUUCCAUGAAUGUGUUAUUUAGAGUCUCAUCUCUUAAGUGCAUCCCAAGAGACUUAAAAUUUAGCAACAGUAUAAUACAGCUGUAUUUGAUGGGAACUAGUCACUACACUGAUGAAACUUCCCCCAAAUUUAUACUUCUUUUUAGAAUCCACAAAGAAAGCUACAGUUUGUUUUUUCUUUUUAAACCACAUGUGAAGUCUCCUACAAAGGGGUAGAGGUAAAGUCUUCAACACUCUUCAUUUUCUGCAUGUGUGGCAGUUGAAAUGUUUUGUUAGGGCCCUUUUACAGAAUAGGAAAGAUCCUCUUGGGGUGGGCCUCACAGCUGUUUGCUAUUUCAAGCCACCCCUUCCAGCUUCUCCCAGUGCUUUGCAACUACAUGUUAAAUUCUCAGACUGUAGUAUUCUUAACGCUUCUUCCUAAAACAGCAGUAUUGAAGUUUUAAAUAUGUGCUAAAAUCUAGACAACUUGGUCGUACUGAUAGUACAAGCUUGAGGAACACAGCAGUGAGUUACCUUGUCAGCUGUUUUUAUUGGCUGUCAA
Messenger RNA from Molossus molossus (Pallas's mastiff bat), 4307 nucleotides. It is a transcript of the gene SUGP2, whose product is annotated as SURP and G-patch domain containing 2. The transcript has 11 exons. The record is from RefSeq and is a predicted model, not a curated record. Lineage: Eukaryota; Metazoa; Chordata; Mammalia; Chiroptera; Molossidae. The coding region runs from base 81 to 3314 and encodes 1077 amino acids. Gene Ontology annotation, cellular component: nucleoplasm. Gene Ontology annotation, molecular function: RNA binding. Gene Ontology annotation, biological process: RNA processing.